GACUUCUCUCAUUCACUGUCUGAGACGUCAACAGCACAAGGACAGUCCCUAGUGUGAUACCCACAUCCAUGGAGACAUGAUGUGUUGGCCGCUCAUGUUCGUAUGUUGGUGCUCCAGCAUCCUAGCAGUGACCAGCUGCAUCAGAGUUGAUGGAUACUCCUGUGUGACUGCCUAUUGGGACACAAUUACUUGUGUCUUGAACAUCACUGGUAAUCCCGUGGGACAGGCCAACGCCACCUACAGCCUGAAAUUCAUUGACAAUCAAGAAGAAGAAAAUAUUUCCUGCCCACUUGUGGUGACGAAUCAAAGUUACAGCUGUGUCUGUAAGAUCCUGAAGGACUCCAAUAUUUUUUCAGGAUUUGAGGAAUAUGACUUGAAACUUUGUUAUGAAUCUGGCUGUUAUUCUUUAACAGAGACGCCUUUUCAACCAACUAAGUACAUUGAGCUGACACCCCCGCAUCCAGCUGAGAUCCAAAAAACCCUAAAUACUUUUAACAUCACUUGGAAAAGUGGGUAUGAGCACCAUUGGUACUUACACGAUAGCCUUGACUACGAACUCUUACUUCAAACAUCUCAAGGCACUGAGAACAAUAUUCUUCGUUCCAAUUCAAUCGAGAGGUAUGCACUGAUCCAGAGGUCAACACUUAAACCAAAUGCUGCAUAUUGCAUUAAAGUGAGAUCUAUACCUAACAGUGAUGACUAUAACGCAACUUGGAGUAAAUGGAGUCCAUCAAGAUGUUGGAAAAAUGAAGUAGCAGAAGAAAAAGAUUACAUAUUAGUCAUUUUGAUCAAAUCUUUGGGUCCAGUGUGUGUGGCUGUUGGAGUCCUGCUGUUAGUAUUCUACAGUCCCGCUGCAAGACUGAAGAUAAAAACUCUGUCCCAGACACCAUCGCCUGCACCUUUUUUCCAACCUCUAUUUCAACAACACGACGGCAAUCUCAAGAAAUGGCUUUCACCUCAACAACAAUUUGUGCUUACAUUCAAAACUGAGGAGACCUUGACAACCAAUCCUGUGAUUGUUGUGCCGAAACCCAUUACAAAGGAACCAGAGGAGAACCAGGACUUCCACAACCCGCCAGUACCACAACUGGCAUUCCAUCAGUCUCAAACUUCUUAUGUUGGCUUACCUGGGAUACAUGAGGCUUCCCCGCCCUUAACAAUGCUCUGUCCAGGGGACAUGUCUUACACUCAGCUCCCUUGCUCUGACUGGGGGAUUGGCAUUGAAGAAGUAAAAGUUGUCUGCGCUCCGCCUGAAGAUUUCUUCAACAUGAGUUGUGCAGACUCAGGCUGCAGCUGUGAGGACCUGACCCAAAACCCAGAGUGCAGUUUAACAAAUGACCCUGUUGAUGACAGUCCACCACCAUGUUACUGUAAUGAUUACUGCAUUCUUAACAAAACCGCAGAAGGUUUUGCUCCUGUGUUUGUUUUCAAAGGAAGCAACCUAAAUGUUCCAUCUGAUUCUUUGCAGGAGUGCGAGAGCUAAAAAUAAGAAGUGAUCCUGUUGGUUGUUUGGAGAAUGCAAAAUUUACAUUAUCACUGGUCUCAAAGGCUGUAUAUUGCAUUGCAGGAAAAGGUCAAAAUCAGACAAUGCUUGCAUGCUAACACGCACAAGUACUGUAUGUUAAGUGUUCCAGAUAACACUUUUUAUCACUUGAACUUCCUAUAACAUCUACAGCAUGAACCAUUUAAAUGUACCUCAUUACCUUUCUUUUUAUGAAGCAAACAUUAACUCAACACAUUUGCAAUAUUGACAGCAGAAUGUGAUGACAUGUGAAUGUGCGUUAUUUUCACAUCAGCUUUCUAUUAAAUGUUGUUUUUGUAAUGCUUAGCCUAAUGUUUUUUAGUUAUGUACUUUGCCUUCAAGUUUUAUAUGAAGUAAGUGAUCUCAGAGUUUAAAAAUCCAACAAAGUCAAAUGAGUAGCUUUGUUUUACUGGCUUGAGAGAGAUGUUUAUAGUUAUUUGCUGGACCAGCAUCCAUUUUUAAUGCUUGCACUGUUGGUGUUGAUCAACUAAAAACAUACUGGCUGGGUGAGGCCUGUUGACAAUGUUCUUUAAAUGAAUAGAAUAGAUCAAUUGCUCAGGAGGAUCAAUAAAGAAUAAU
Molecule: messenger RNA, 2101 nt
Organism: Etheostoma spectabile (orangethroat darter)
Lineage: Eukaryota; Metazoa; Chordata; Actinopteri; Perciformes; Percidae
Product: interleukin-4 receptor subunit alpha
Exons: 9
Coding region: 77-1483 (468 amino acids)
Biological process (GO): cytokine-mediated signaling pathway
Cellular component (GO): external side of plasma membrane; membrane
Molecular function (GO): cytokine receptor activity; protein binding
Source: RefSeq, a predicted model, not a curated record